AUGUGCAGCCAGAUGCCGUGCAAAAAUAUCACCUCUUGCGGCUCCUCGUGAGCAAAUCUGCCCAUCCCAGAAAAUUUGGUAAUCAUGUGACCGUACACCGACCGCCCGCCGUCCGUCCGCACCACAGGCUUACCAAAUUGAAUGUAAAAUAACUCAAUCAACAGGUAUGGCAACCCAAAUGCAACUGGAGGUUGUUUUGGCGGGAAAUCACAUAGCCCCCGCGUGUUGUGAAGCAGAGACAACUAAAGAGUUAAUAAAGACGAAAACGGAAAGCGGAAAUUGUUUCUGUAUCCGUGUUUUCUGAAUUAUUAAGCUUAGAUUAAUUGUCAUGUCCACAAAUUCGGAAUAUAGCGCAAGAGAAAGGGAGAGAAAAAGAGAAAAUAGGCGGCAGGCAAGCGAAACUCAACAAGAAAAAGGCGACAGAGAUCUAGGGCGAGAGAUAAAAAAACAAACAAACAAGCAAACUAAGGAGGUGACAAUAUGAGAAAUGCUAGCGGCCACAAAUGCAAGGUGAAAAUGGGCGGCAGUUAAAAAAAAGUGAACGAGAACACGUACGACAUUUCCACCAAAAAACGUGUAACUGGGAAGUUUCUGGAAGUUUCAGGUUGUAGUCGGGCAAAACAACGGGAAAGAAAUGUACAAAAAAAGUGUGCUGCACGUGCAAAGUUGCUUUUUGCUAAUUAGAACUAUUGUUGUUUUUCACCGUUGUCCCGCGUUGUCAUCGCUGUGUUGCGCUAAAAAUCGUCGUUGCGAAUUGUCUCGUGUAACAUCACCUUUAGCAUUACACGAUUUUAUGUUUUGUUUGGACACACUUUAAAUAUUAUCGAGAGCUUCGCUUUUAGCUCUGGCUAAAUCUAUAUAUAUAUUAUAUAGAUUAAGCUAGGGCUAAAAGCGGAGCUCUCGUUAAUGUACAAAAUAGGUAUAGCUUAUUCAAACAAAAAAUACAAUUCUGUGCUUAAUGGCCAAGGCAAAGUGAACGGCAAAAAACAAACAAACAAACAAACAAAAACGAAACAAUAGGUCUAAUUAGCAAAUAACAACUUUGCACGUGCUUCACACGUUUUUGGUCAUUUCCUUGCCGUUGUUUUGCACGACUGCAACGUGAACCUUCCUAGUUACACGUUUUAUGGAGGAAAUGUCGCAUGUGUUUCCGUUUGCCUAUUUUUUUCACUGCCACUCAUUUUCAUCUUGGUGGCCGCUAGCUUCUUACUGCCACUAUAACCAUAACGCUUUCAUGUUUUUCUUCUAACGAAACUCGUCUUCUUUAUAUUUUUUCUCUCGCUUCAGCUCUUUCUCUGUUAUCCACGUAAGUGAAGACAUUAAAAUUUAGUCGAAAAAAAAGGACACAGCUUUGUUGUUAUUUUUUCUCGUCAAGAACAUUUCCAAAUUCCAAUUCGAUCCAGAAUGCUCAAGCGUUUAAUACAUGAGCCCCGGGCUCGGGAGAUUGGGCAACCACUCCUCACGCUAUCGAGCUUAAAUAAAAUUAAUUUAAUUUUAAUUUAAUUCAAGAAUGGGUGGCCAUGCAAUUUACCGCCAAAACACGCAAGUGUUUGAAAUGCGAAAUUUCACCUCUGCUUACACGUAGGGGUGGACGAACGGACGGACGUAUCUACUUGCGCAAGAUUUUGCCAGAACCAAAAUUUCCUGGAUGCAUAGGUAACCAAAUUUUCUUACCCAUGGUGCUCCGCUAAAAAAAAAACACCCAUCGUAUAUAACUGAAUUUAAGUCCCCUUCCCGGAAGUUAAAUCCCCCCUUUUAGUGUAACGAAAUAAAUUCGACGUUUUGAGGGUUAAUCAAAAAAAUUUAAAAAUGCAAAACGUAUUUUGAUCAGCUCUUACCUGAGAUUGUUUCGAAGCGCUUUUGUUAUAUUCCGGUUAUCCCUGACGGAUAUAAUAUUGUAUACAGUCUAUUCCUUUUUAUUAAAAACUGAAUCAUUGGAUAAUGCAAUUCUAGCAUUUUGAUUGGCUUAGCCGUUAUGGUAUAUGAGCUAUUAUACCAUGCUCUCCAUAUAUGGUCGGUGUACGCGACAGUUUAAAAUUGGAAGCUAGCUGAGAUUUUUUUUCGCGAAGGAUAGAACGGCGCCCGAAGCAAAUUACUUUAAUUCAUUUCUUAGAAUACUAGAAAUGCAAUUUCAUUGAAAGAAAAAAGACAAAAACAAACAAAAAAGCCACAAGAGCUUGUUUGAAAGUUUGUCGAAAAACACAUGAAAACACAUGGAACUAAAGUACCUUGACCAGCUACGAAAGAAGACAAGUGUUGUUUCUUCAUGAUCGUGAAGCCAUUCGCCGAUCAAGUCACUCGCCAAUAGAUAAGUGUGGCUUGUUUACCCGACAUCAAGAAUAUAAAUCACGAGUAACCAGCUACAAAUACAGGCUAUGCAGCCAUUCACUAGAGCAAUCGAGGCGCAGUAUAGCUUCUUUUCUCGUUCAGCAAAACCAGCUUGUGGCUUCAAACAACUUCAUAACAAGCGACCGAGGUAAUAGUUUUUCUCCGUUGUUCUUACUUUUAUAACUGCACCGAAAAUCCAAAUUCACUGUAAUUUCGACGGCUGUCACUUAAAAAUUCUUUUCAAACGAUAAAUUUCUUUCGCAAAGUGAAGUAUAAUUUACUUAACGAGACCAUUUGACGACUAUUUCUCGUUACAUGCUUUAUUCAUUAUAUUUGCUUGAGUUAUUCAGGCUACAUGCCAGGAGUUUGAUGAGAAUGUUUGUGUGCUAUAAUUAUGCUGAUAAGUUUUUGCACCUUUAUAUUGAAACUCAUGUAAGCCAAACGUUUGUUAACUCUAGCAAAACACUCUUCUAUUAUGGAGGAACUUUUAACGUCUUUCGGGGCCCUAAUAUGGUGUCAGAUUUUUAGGGGAAACAAAGCUUGAUUUUUGACCAAACAGACUAUAGCUUUUUUGCCUUUGAAGAGAGCGCGAGGCAAACGUCCGUGAGUACAGUGUAAGACAGUGAUUCUUUAGGUAGAGCUAACAAACAUAGGCUGCACUUUAGGUGGCACACCCAUGGGUGCAGUGUAACCUAGUGAUUCUUUAGGUAGAGCUAACAAACAUAGGCUGCACUUUAGGUGGCACACCCAUGGGUGCAGUGUAACCCAGUGAUUCUUUAGGUAGAGCUAACAAACAUAGGCUGCACUUUAGGUGGCACACCCAUGGGUGCAGUGUAACCCAGUGAUUCUUUAGGUAGAGCUAACAAACAUAGGCUGCACUUUAGGUGGCACACCCAUGGGUGCAGUGUAACCCAGAGAUUCUUUAGGUAGAGCUAACAAACAUAGGCUGCACUUUAUGUGGCACACCCAUGGGUGCAGUGUAACCAAGUGAUUCUUUAGGUAGAGCUAACAAACAUAGGCUGCACUUUAGGUGGCACACCCAUGGGUGCAGUGUAACCCAGUGAUUCUUUAGGUAGAGCUAACAAACAUAGGCUGCACUUUAGGUGGCACACCCAUGGGUGCAGUGUAACCCAGUGAUUCUUUAGACAGAGCUUACAAACAUAGACUUGGGAUGGUAACAAGUUUUCCAGUUAAAACUUGGUCAUAAAGUGCUACACCAUGGCACUUCGACUAUUUCAUAAUCGCGCUUGUUUUGACGCACAAUUGAUAGUCAGGAGAAGUCGUAUUUUCUAAAGCCAUAGAAAAAGACAAAUUUACACACAUCACAGCGUUAAGGUAAGGUAAUACACGGUAUUUCCUUCAGGUACAUUUACAUUUUCUGUUAGGUUAUAAGCGAUUAAAUCGCAUGCAGCGACGAAAAAAACGCGAAGCCGUCAGAUAUUCUAGAACCGUGUUAUUUACAGUGCUGUGCAUUAUUAUUGCUUAACUAACUAACUACUCGCUGAUGGAAAUAAGUUUCGGCCGCUUUAAAUUUUGAAACAAUUCACUGGUACUGUAUAGUCAUGAAUUGGAGCGGAAAGUUAGCACAGGAGCGGGGCGAUUCAGGGGCACCCAACGACAAUUUUCGGAAAAUUAUCUGUUCGGAAGACGAUUUGAGGUCUAGAAUUUUCGGAUCAUUUUCUGAAAAAUUUCUUGCUUGCCUGUCUCUCCUAGGAUUUUCGAACUUCAAAACAAUCGCAUAAUUGCCCAUUUUAAACGGAUUUUUACCCUAAAAAGGUCACCUAGAAUUUCCGGGAGCCUUUUUUCUGGCUGAAAUUUUCGAAAAGGUAUAUUUUGAUCCCUAUAAUUUUCGGAUCACUAUACUUUCAGCUAGGAAAUCCGAACAGAUGAAAAAUUUUUAGGGGAUAAAAAUAAGCCUUUAUCUAACGUUUAAAUACUAAAGUACGUUCAACAAUGCUAUGUUAAUGUGGUUUUGAACUAUAUUCUCGUUGGGUGCCCCUGGCGAUUCUGCUGUGGUUUCUGUAAUGUAGAAGAUAUUACGGCAAUGAGGCUCUCGAGGUCCGUUCUGGAAAUCACAACUACAUGUAGGAUGAAAUGUAUUCUGCGUGCAGACGUCUCCUUUUCCAGGUUAGGUUAAAUAAACCGUACCAACGGUUUGUUUAACAAAGCUCCCGCGAGACGGUUUCUUGGUGAUUUUAUUAAUUUUUCCGAUCCACUUUUUUUUUUCAGCUCUAUUUUCGCGGCUUUUGCGAUACAAACUGUAUUCAUUUUUAGUUGUGAUGGCAUUACACUGCUUAAUCAUAACGGCUUUGGAAGAAACUGAAUAUAUUGCGCUUCGCGAUUUCGCAAAAUUGCUGCGUUUUAUCUAAAGGUCCUUGAGAACAGAAUAAGACAAUAUUUUAUUACCUACAACCUAAAAACCCGAUUUUAGACCAGAUCGAAACAAAACUGACCUCUGAAAUGGAAGAAGAAAAGCCUUUUAUUUUUGCCGGCUUCGGCCUGCCGACGAGAUCGUGUCUGUUUUGCUUUCAUAUGAUGACAUUUUCCUGACAUAAGGGUGUCGGGAAAAACACCUCGUGCUGAUCAUACGUGACAAAAUCCGCCGCGCCUAAGCUAAUUAAGAAAAGUCUCCUCGAAAGCUUCAUACAAUUCCUUAUAACAAAAUUAUAAGGAAUUAUAUGGAGCUCUCCGGGAUACUUACAGUGCAAGCCCUUUGUGUCUUCUCAUGCUAAGCGAAACUCUCGUUAAUAUUCUUAUACCGGUAGUUUACUCAAACAAAAAAUAAAAUCGUGCAAUGCUAAACGGCGUCGGCAAUGAGAACCGCAUAAAACAACAAGUCUAAGUAGCCAAAAAAGAACUUUGCACGUGCAGCACACUUUUUCGUACAUUUUCUUUGCCGUUGUUGUGAUAACGUGAAACUUCCUAGUUACACUUUUUAUAGAGAAAAUGUCACUUAUGUCCCUGUUAAGAAAUUUACAAAAUCAACGAUUUUUCGCGAUGACCUUGCGAACACUCUAUAAUUUACAAAAUUAAGGAUUUUUGGCGAUGAGCUUGCGAAAAGCGGCGGUGCAGAUUUUACAAUUUUAACUGAAAUCAUUUGUAAAAUUUACAAAACUUGCAGGAUUUUUCGUCAGAGUCUUCUGCGAUUAUCACAACUUGUUCCCCUUUAGUGUGUAAAUGAUAACACGUCUUCAAAGCGGCGCUGUGGAUUUUAAUCUACAAAAUGUCGUACGUGUUCAUUAACAUUCUGAGCCACAUCCGGUGUGGUUUUCGUGCCGUUGAACAUAGCCAGUAAUACUUUCAUUCGUUCUUGCGGCUACCCACCUCUUAAUAAAAGAAAACGUGGUUUAAAAUGGUUGAAAGUGAAAAACGCCUAUAAGGUUACACUAAACUUCUUCUCAGCUACAUUGCAAAUUGAACACAAUGUUCUUCAAAAAAGUUUUAAAAUCGCGCUUAUAAAUCAUUAAAUAUUAACACACUAUUAUUUACAGUUUUUAAAAUUGUUCAUAAAGACGUCAAGAUGUUUUUAGCUAGCGCUACCGCGGAUGUAUUAAGAUCUUACUGAUAAACUAAGCCUAACAGGGACGGCUUCUCCUAGUUUUACUGUCUCUAAUAUGGCAGCAGGUCGUUGCUUCUCCGUGCUAGCAUUUUUGCUGGUUUGUGCUGUUUGGGGAGCUUGGCUGAACUACGUGGCAACUGCACAAAAAGGUAGGAAUAAAGUAUAUUGACUGACAUGCAAGCAUACACAAGUGUCCUGUUGGAUCCCGAACGGUCUUCUUUCGUUUUUUCAAUUGAGCUUUUCUGUUAUUUACUGUUAGAGUGCUAAAGACCGCAAAUCGAUAAUUACAAUUUGUAGUUUACGCCGCCCUAGAGCACGAGCUCGUUACAUCAGCAACUUGUGCAAUAGCAUGUUACCAGUGCUAAUUUUGCCAACCCGUUUGUAGACUUGACUGCAAAACCCUCGCUUCAGACCUUUCGUUAGACCGCUUCUAUCGCGCGCGCUUUCUUGACCAUUGUGGGCAACUAUAAGCUGUUCUACAAUCUAACUCGUUUGCAAACUUAAGGGGCUGCCAAAGCACUGACUUCUGCUCAGUAUAUAUAGACCUUCACCGCAUGCAUGGGAUAAACAGUGUCUUUUCCCUCUAUAUUCUAAUAAAGUACCGCAAUCAGUCUGAUGAUCAGAAGGACGUCCUCGGCCCACUAAAAAGACUCUGCUGUUUGACAUAGCGCCCUGCAAAUGAAUUUUCAUAGUUUUGAGGUGCCUAUAUUAAGUUUCAAACCAAGGGCCUUAAUUCUUUCCUCUUUUAAUCAAUGCACGCGAAAUCGAGCAGCUGUGCCUCGGGCAACUUAAAGCCGCUCAACAGAUCGCGGACACGGACGGAGAUCAUUGUGUUUUGCAAGCCACAAAAAUAAAACUUUAGGUCUAGUGCUGAAGUUUCAACUUUAUCGUGUUGUAUAUCAGGAUAACCUUGAAAAAAAAAAAAAAAAAACUUCGAAACCAAAAUGACGGUGUGUUUGUACAAUUAUACUAUUUGUGUCAUAGAUAUUAAAUGUUUGGUGCGUUUAAAUUCUAAGAGCUUUUCGCUGGCGGCAAGUCAACUUAAAAAUGCUUCAGUUCUAGAAUAAUUUCAUCACUUAAUUCAGAUGCUUUUGAAGCCUGUUUGGUUAAUUUAGAACUGCUCUUAAAACUAUUUCUCUUUGGAUGACUCAGGCCCGGGGGGCUGGAGGGUGGGGUACUUAACAAAGUUUUAUACGGGGAGGCUUCGCUGCGAGGUCCAACACCUUAUGCUUUUAUAAACCAUUUUUGACAGAAAAGUAACCGCUUUCGUACACCUUUUAUUGACAAAUGGUACCCCAUUCAUAUACCUACUUUAGCUGCUGUAAAUACACUGUCUUCAAAAUCUAAAUAAGUCACAAAUUAAACCAGCACUCCACUGAUUUCUCACCCUUUCACAGCCACAAAAUGCAUUUGCAAUCCAUUUUUCGCCUUAUACAGACCGAGAUGACAGAUUUUCUUACCCUUUCAUAUACCUGAAGCCUGAAAAAAGUCCUUUGUGGCACGGUCUCUCCUUAUAGGCCAUUUACAGGUAGUACCCCCUACCGGGUCUUAAGGAAACUCUGGUCAUCUGGAAAGAAGAUGGCUUUUUGGUUUCGUGCGAAACUGUUAGCCUACCCAAUCUGAUGGGUCAGGUCGAGAGUUUAAGGAUAUGUAGUAGCCGUACAUACUUUCAUUAGAAAAUUAUAGGAGACGUUUAAUUUGUCUUCCAUAAACCGAAAUUUUUAGGAGACCUUUUCUAACAAUAGUAUCAAAAUUUUUGAUCAAAAACGAUUUCUUAAAACAUAAGCAAGCGAAUAUUAACUUUAAAAGCCGACGUUUCGGUAUCAUCAUGACACCAUUCUCAAGGCUUGAGAAUGGUGUCAUGAUGAUAUCGAAACGUCGGCUUUUAACGUUAAUAAUCUGAAAAUUAUGGUAAUAAAAUGUCCAAAAAAAACCCUCAAAAAAUCGUAAUGUAAGGUAGCGAAAAAAAAAUAGCUUUUGCGAGUUUUUUUUGUUUUUUUUUGUUUUUGUUUAACAGCAAACAAAUUUUAUUGAAAUUUAACAUGUAACUAGUAAUUACAAAAUCUUUCCACCCACAAAGAGCUUAUGAACUAAUCGAAGCAGGGGAGGAAGGACGUAUUACAAUACAAGGUUCAUCUAUUAGAUGGACUAAUUAGCAAUGAAGACACUACUAACAUUACAACAUACGUAAAACAAAGUACGUAUUGACAACGAUUACGAAGAGGGACUAAGACUGAUUAAAAGUCUUAAACAAUUUAAUAAGACGGGGGACUUCAACAUACUCAUCUUCUGACCGCAAGAAAUUUACUAAUAAUUUCUCUAUCUUUUUACGAACAGACGAUCGCUUAAGCGUUUUAAUUGUAUAGGAAUAGAGUUCCAAAUUUAAGAAUCGAUUCUCGUGGAAAAGGCAGACAUUUUAUCGGUCCUAGAGAACUUAACAUAGACUUGUUUUAGUAAUUGACUGAGUACACUAACUGGCGCUGACUGUCUGUUGAUAUCAGAAAUUUUCUAGGCCAAAAAAAUAAACAAUAACUUGUUAAAAAGCCAUUGGAUGGGUCUUAUCAUUGGGUUACACGUGCCUUUUCAUCAAGUUUCAAAAUAUAUUAAUACGAUCCUUAUUUCGUCCCGUCACCUGUUGUUAAGUCCCACCCUUUAGAGUCUACUAAUAAACACGGGAAGUAGCUAGCAGCCUGAAUUUGAACCCGAUCUCUCCCCAGCAAUACGUGUGAAUCAACGAGCCGCUAAUACUGUCUGGUGACUUCACUACUCCUUUGCUUUUAUCCAUGCAAAAAGUAAAUCACAAUUUUCAACUGGCAAACAAGUACAUAUCGUCCUGAAAGGCCUACAUGAUGCAGAAUUGUGUUACUCUUGACAGCGUCUUAAGUCUUAGUUCAAAAACGUUAAAACUGUUAUCAGCAUUCAGUAUAUAUUCUGAACAAACUUUUGCUUGUAUAGCACCAUAGUUCAAUAAUCAAACUCGAUGGCGGCAACACAAGAAUGAAAUACACACGGGACACACUUUCUUCAGUGUGCUCUGAAUUUAACAGAACCUAACUAUUUGUUGCUUAAACAAGAUGAAAGAAAGGAAGUAAGCAAAGACAAAAAACUAACAGAAUCAUCCACAUGCACUUGAACGUUUGAGUAUAUGUAGUAGCCGUACUUUCAUUAGAACAUUCUAGGGAACGUUUUGUCUUUAAACCAAAAUUUUCAAGAGAACUUUUGUUAACAAUAAUCGCGCUCCUUAUGUGAAAAUCACAACUUCCGAAACUCGUAUGUAACUGAUUAGUAAAAAAACUUCGAAUAUCUUUAGCAGACGAAUGGAACGGUUAUAUCCAGAAAGUUAUGUAGCCUUUCGCGACUUUUAGAAAUUUCAAGGCCAUAAAAAUAAACAAUAAUUAGUUAAAAAGUCGCUGGGUGCCCCUGAUCAUUGAGUUAUACGCAUGCAUUUUCAUUAAGGACCAUUAGGUCGAUCUCAAAAUAUAAUUAUCCUUGUUUCACCUGCUUUAAUUUUACCUCCCUCCCUUUAACCCAUUCGCCACUGGAGAUUUUGCCGAAAAACACGUUUUGAAGAUAGUCGAGCGAUUUGCUGGUCACUAUCGUGCUUUAAAGAGAUAAAACUCACCACAAGACUGUUCUUCGCGGCCUUCUAAUCCAGAUGCAAAAUAUUAGCUUGCGAAGUUCGGGCAUGCGCAGAAAGCAAAAUUUCGAGAUAAUUCUGGGUUUAAAAGUGACACAGCAGUCUUGACUUUUUCUUGUCGCUUUCUCUCCUCCUCUCUUUUUUCGCUUUUCUUGCCUCAUUUUUUUCUCUUGCUGGGCAUUUAGUGGGCUUCAUUUUGGUGGAAAAAGUUGUGGGGAAGACCUUUAGGAUCUCAGGAUUAUAAAUGAAAGGAAAGGUAGGUGGGUAGUGGAACAAGAUUUUCAUGGAAAUUUUUGGGUCAAUGCCCGGGAGGGGGUACUCCCGCGAAUUUUGGAUAGGGGUGUGCCGCGAAGGUUCUUAAACCCUAACCCUAUUUAAGGACUAACAAAGCGAAAAAUGAUACCCUUUUUAAGGCCGAAAGCCGAAAAAGAACACCCUAUUCAAGGAAAAAACAAAAUUAUUAAUAGCAUGAACAGGAAAACUUUAUUUCUUCUCUGUAGCAUUGGAUGUAUAGCAUCGAGCAUAAAAUACUAGAAUAAGCCUAGUUUAAAAAAAAAAAUGUUCGUUUAGGCGGACGUUUUCACACUCCAGUAUUAGAUAAUACAAUUAAGCUACCCUAUCUAAGGACCAAACCAGGGACACUGAAACAAAAGGGUCAAAAAAGAUACCCUAUUUAAGGACCGAGAACCUCAAAAACCAUACCCUAUUCCGCGGCACGUACCUAUAUAGCCCAUAUAUGGGAGUACCCCCCGGGGGUCAAUGUUACAUGGUUUUUUGCCUUUUACUCCGGUGUCCUUGACUGAAUUGUGCUGUUUAUGGUAUGGUUUGAAAGAUCGCUUCACUCUGCACAAGUUAGGGGACAAAGUUAUCCUUGAUUAUUAAAACAGAUGACGUCACAAGCGGUAGAAAGGACGUGGUUCCGCACGGGCGGUUACGGGUGGCUCAGGGGCGAAUGUGUUUUUUAGGGUCUAAAAACAGGAAGUUGCGUUCUAGCUUUGAAUUAUAAAAUAUAUCCCUGGCAUGUCGUAUCAGGCAGGAAUGCGUCAAAAUGGGACCAGAAAUCUCCUGAUUUGGAGAUUAAUCAACCUCAAAAAAGGUACCCGGCACUCAAGUUAAUUUGCACUGGAGAGCCUAUAAUUUAAUAAUAAUAAUAAUAAUAAUGAUAAUAAUAAUAAUUAUUGUUAUUAUUAAUAUUAUGUUCACUGGAAGAGACAUUAUUAUUAGAACUUCUUUGGAAAAAGAAAUUGCGCUUUGUUGUUAUAAAUUUUUUAGGUCUAAAUUUCUUUUGGACAUCCUUUCCGCUGAUCACGAAAUUGACAAGCUUGUAUGUGACGUCGUGAGACGUAAAUUCAGGAACUAAAAAUUAGAUUUUUUGCAUGCAUUCGUAUCCCUCUCUUAGGGUCGCUAAUGUUGUUGCAUCUAACUGCAACGCAUCUCUUGUUUCCGUUAGUGCUUGGAAGAAAUAUUUCUAGAACUUCACAUUUGAUUACUUCUAAAAGUAACGAGUUCCUUAAUUUAUGUCAGAGUUCUUUAAUCUAAGUCACAGCUCCUUUGUUUCCGCGAGACUUCAGAGAAAAUAGUAAGACUAAUGGCGUGCCAAAAUGGUGGCACAUUUGAACGUUUCUGAGUAAAAAAAAAAAAAAUACUGAAAAAAAAAUUCCUAUUUUGACUGUGUAAUUGAUAAGUAUUUUCAAUUAAAAAAAGACAAAAAAUUAGGUUAUGGGCGCUUGAACUUGAAGCGUCUUUGAGCGUUCAGCUGGUGCAUCUUCAAGCAAACAUGGAAUGCAACCACGUGACUCAAAGUGGCGGGUAUACAUAAUGAGAGUUGCUCUGUUUUAGGAGUAAGUACUGUGCAUUAACAGCAACGUUUUCAAAGCACUUACACAAUUGUAAUUCUGUGUCUUUAUUUAUUUCCAUGAAAAUUAUCAAACUGCCGAAAAAUAUUCUACUCAUAUCAUGCUAUUCCACGCAAUAAGACAAUGGCGAAUCAAACUAAAGUAAUCAACGCUUUCAAGCGAUAGAAUUCGUGGACCGACCCGUUCCGGAAAAGCUCGAUAUGGGAUUUCUAUUCUAUGGACAUGGAUCGACAGGAAGUGCUGUAAGCAGAGUGCGUGAUGGUCAAGUACAAAGCUACCCGUCUAAACACAUCCGUGACUCAUAUCUAACGUCAGAAGGGUAGUUGAAGUUGCUUUCAGUAGUAAUCGAAGGUUAAAUCAUUGAUAUCUUAAGUAUUUAUAAAGUGCAUCGCGACGUCACAUCUUAAGAACUACGAAAUUCUAUCAAUUAAUAAAAUACAUACAACAAAGUGAAUCUAUUUAACCGUAGAGUUUCAGUACUUGUGACAAUAUUCUGAAAAACGUAACGCCUCAAUACACUACAAAAAAGGAUUUCCCCGCUACAAUAUUUCCUCAUUGAGAUAUUUACUUUUUAAUACGAGUGCAUAAUUACACGAAAAUGAAGGGUCUCGAAUCGGGGAAAAUUGCAUCAUUGCCAAACAGCUAAAGACGUGAUCAACUUACAUGCGUCAUUUCAGUCAUCGCCGAAAAUAAGCCGCAUGCUCAUCACGAGACUCACUGAAUACGAUAAAAGUCGUCACGAUUCUUUUCCCCAGUUUCCAUGGUCUCCGCUAGGAACGCCUGGGAGCAUGGCGCCCUAAUUGGUGGCCACCGACAAAGAAAAUUAACAAAAAAAACGAAACGCCUGCAUUUUUAGUCUCUCUCUGCUAAAGCACACACACAACACUUCAAAAAAAAAAACAAUUUGCUUUAACUGAAAAGAAGCUAUUUGGCCCUUAACGAAGAAGAAAAAAAACAAGACAACAAGAAAGAAAAGCUAACAGAAUCAUUACACUUAACGGUAGAAAUGACAAAAGAAUGUCCAGUUAUAACUUAAACCCCAGAAAACGUCACACAAACGAAGUCACUGCCGAAACCACAAAGCGGCUCUAAAAGAAAAACCUCAGAACAUAACCCCGUUCGCUGUACUGAGCAAUGGCUAAAUUUAAGUACCGUACGGUAAAAUACUCCGAGUCUGACUUAUUCAGUGAUUCUUUUGACAAGAAACUGAAAUUUUCGUGGAAAAGGAAACGUUUUACCCCAGUCGGAUACUGUCAUAAAAUGCAUGCUCUGUACAGCUCUAAAAAUUUUACUCUGAGAUAGCGUAAACACCAGCUGUAUGGAGAUAUCAAAAGAAGAUACUAAGCAGCUAUGGAAAAUGUAAUUACUUUCAUGCGAUUUUGAUAUCUUAUAAAACGGACCACAAAUUCAACAGGAAUACGUGCGAACUGAAUUAACUGUCUGUUGUAUAAGGUUCUGCUAAACUUACACAUUUUUCCUGUACUGAACAAAAACUGCACCAGCCGUAUCUUGGUCCGCUACAUAGAAGCUAUAUAUAUAUAUAUUUAUACUGAUAAAAAUCAUCGUUCAAUUUUUUGAGUGUAAAAUCCCGAAAGAGUUCUCCUCACGGAAGCAAUAUCAAUAUGUAAAAGGUCUCACACCGGUGUGAAGCUAAGAUGUGCAGCCUGUCUUUCCUUGCAAUUUUUACGUUUUAAAUAUUUACAUUAUGGCAUAUAACUGCACUCGUUUUGCAUUCAAAACGAAAACAACAGCACCAGCUCCUUUGACAACAAAACUUAUCUCCAAGCCCCAUGGGCUCCAAGCAAGCGAGACUCAACGCUACUAAGAGAGUUUUUGUUUCCUUACGUGAUUGCGGUUGAGAUUGAUCAUUGAAUAUACAACAGAUCCGUUCAGAGUACUGCAGUUUACAGUUUAAACGUUAACCAUGAAUUACGAUCAAAAAUAGUAAAGCAAUUCUGUAUCAUGUAGACAUUUCCAGACGAUAUUUCGUUUUGCCAGUUGAAAAUCGUGUUUUACUUUUUGCAUGAAUUAAAGCAAAGGAUUAUUCGGGGGCACCUAACGAGAAUAGAGUCCAAAACCAUUUAAACAUAGCAUUGUUAAACGUAUUUGAGUAUUUAAACGGUACGUAGAUAUAGGCAUAUCUUUAUGCCCUAGAAAUUUUUCAUCUGUUCGGGUUUCCUAACUGAAAGUCUAGUGAUUCGAAAAUUAUAGGGAUCAAAACUUACCUUUUGGAAAAUUUCAGCCAAAAAAAAGGCUCCCGAAAAUUCUAGGUGACCUUCUUAGGGUGCCAUUUUUUAGAUGUUCGAAAAUCCUAGGAGAGGCAGACAAGCAACAAAUUUUACAAAAAUGUGAAAUUCAGGCUAUAAUAAUGUAUUGUAAUAAAGAACCGAAACAUCUGGUAAAUUUCUAGGUGCUCCUAGCCCCGGUUGUAAGUUCUUUGCACUGAGAGAUAUGGCUUCGUUAAUCCGACUACAUUAUUAGUGCCUCUCGGCUUAACUGUAUUAAUUCGUCUUUCAGGAAAUUGCGGUCAAAACAACCGACGCAUCACAUUUCUGACACCGGCCAGUGGGUUUUACCUUGAAGGACACGUGUUUUCAAAUCAUUCCGUGGACCUAAACCUAGACUGCCAAGACCAAUGCGCCCUUGCUAGGGAAUGUGUUUCAUAUAAUAUUGGUCCAAUGAUCAACAACAAGGUGGCAUGUGAACUGAGUAAUUCAGAUCACUUGCAACACCCAGAAGACCUCAAACCAAGAAAAGACUGGUUCUACAGGGGCACAGAGGUAUGACUAAAUAAUACAAGUUAUCAGUGUCAACUGCUCAACCCAACUUUACGACUUCAAUAUCAUUAUGUAGUAAAGAUUUGCUUCAUUUUUUUUAUAAAACCGCAUUUAUGUAAAGUUACUGGGUCUACUGGAGAUGCAUGCAAUAUAGGUUCGGUCACACUAGCCGUUAUACCCACUUGCAAAUGGCUGUUGCCCAUGCAGAAGCAACUUUGAUUUGUGCGUUACCAACAGUUCUCAAGGUGAAUUUGCCCCCGGAAAAUUUACAUCGAUACGUGAAAUAAAACAAUAGUAAAGUGACGGUGCGCGUAUUGGCGUAUUGUUAACAGUGAUAACAAAUUAAGAUGAUCAGAUGAUGAUUUUCCUACACAUUUUUUAUCAAAUCAGAAUCUUUGCGCCACUAACCCCUGCCUGAACAACGGGACAUGCUACAUGGGAUAUACUGAGAAAAAAUACGCUUGUGUUUGCCCAGCUUACCUCAGAGGUGAAAACUGCGAAGGUAAUUAAAAGUAUUGUAAUAAUUUUAAUACAACCUUGUAUUUAUCAAGAGUUAUACGUCUCAAUGGAUGAAUCGAAUGUCUGUCAGAAUUGCCUCAUAACCUAAAACUGCCACGUUAAGUAAAAGGCAAAUGGUUAUGAAGAACGCCUAGGGAGAUUCCCAAAGUGAGGAGGAUCGAUGUCCGUCGGAAAAUGAAAAUGAAACCUAACGGAAAGACCAAUGUGGGUGUGGCUUAAAAUAUAAAGUGACCCCCUAAGGAGACCAUACUAAAACAGACAUCAAAAUAAGAGUUAGGGAUCUUAAUAAGAUGCCAGGAGUGUUAAGUGUGUUCCGCCUUUUCUAAAAGUUAGCGGAUUUCUGUGAAGUCAGUGUCACGUCAUUUUUUGUAAAUUUCUUUAAGCACAGCCCUAAGCGAUACCUUAAUGGAUAGAGUGAACACCAAACACCCUAAGUGAGACCAAAAUCUGCAAAUUACACCCUUAAGCGAGACGACGAGCAUCCCCGUCACUUUUAUAUGGGAGUUCCUUGCAGGGAGAACUUAAAUACACUGAAAUCGAGGUACGCAGGUUUUGUUAGCUGAAUUGGAAAUAUUUUGAAUGUCUAAUCAACAAUUACUUGAUUCGGCUCAUCUUUCGCGUAAUAUACAUGAACAAUUAUUCGAACCGUGAAGACUGUUAUGCAUGUUGAAUUCACAUCGGCCGAUAAAAUUCUCCUCGAUCUUCAUAAUACUUCAUAUCAUAUACCAAAGCGGAAUCCAAUUAUUGCUAAUUAAUUAAAUUGCUCCAUUAUUUAUUGUAAUAUCUGUAGCAUCUCUAUCUAUCCUGGCACAGCUUUUUACUCAACACUUCUACUUCUGGCAGUUUACCGAUACUUUUGUGUAGUACAACACAUUUUGAAUAAUGAAUCGCAACGUUUCUUAAAUAAUGAAUCAAAUGAAUAACUUAGAACUUUCUCUCUGCAGUUGCCUUGUUCUUAUCAUGCAGCCAUUUAAAGAAGGAAGACCCUACAGCAACAAGUGGAUAUUACAUCAUUGAUCCAGAUGGCGAGGGAGAUCUGGAGCCAUUCUCAGUGUACUGUGACAUGACAGUCAAGAAUGAAGUUGGCGUGACAGUCAUCAGUCACGAUAGUGAGCGCAGAACGUUGGUGACAGGAUGUGAACAUAGAGGAUGCUACUCACGUAACAUUCACUACACAGGAGCAAGCCUGUCCCAGUUGGCUCCACUUACCCGUGUCUCCUUACACUGCGAGCAGUUUAUCAGGUAUGAGUGUUUUGGUGCAAGGCUAUUAAAAUAUUUAUCGGGAUGGUGGGUGUCACGUGAUUCUACUAAGAUGAGGUACUGGGGCGGAGCAUCCCCUGGCAGUGGUAAGUGCGCAUGCGGGAUGAACAACUCAUGUGCAAACCCCAGUGAUGGCUGUAACUGUGAUGAGGAUAGACAUGUGUAG
Molecule: messenger RNA, 16102 nt
Organism: Porites lobata
Lineage: Eukaryota; Metazoa; Cnidaria; Anthozoa; Scleractinia; Poritidae
Source: the annotation of a GenBank genome assembly